UCGACCUGAAAUGAUUAAAUUUUCGGAGAUUUAAAGAUUAUUUUUUACGGAAACAUUUACUUCCUUCGAGGAAAUUAAUUUUUAGUGACUUAGAAAAGAAUUUUCUAACAAAAAAGUGUAAAAACAAACAAUGAAGUUGGUCAAGUGCUUCAUCUUUUUCGCCGGAAUCGUCAUGUGUUCCGGUCAAAACAUCCAAACGCCGUGUCCAGAAUUCUUCCAAUACAAAUAUGACCAAACCGAGAGACAAUAUUUUGGAUAUUUGGAACUUCCGCCACCAGAAUUGGGACAAAAUGUGAAGCUAAAUGUGAAUUUGCAGCUGCGAGUGACGUUACCAACUAAGUACUACGGGACACUUGAAGCAGUUGGGACACGCGAAUCCAUCAUUCGUGACAUCAUUGCGCGACGAAAUGUGCGCUACAAGAUCCGUUUUCCUCUGCAAAACCCCCUUCCACGAAUUUCGUCCAUCAUUUACGACUCAAAAAUCAUCUGCACCGGACUUCAAGAAUUUGGCGGCGGGAUCGUUACAAUGAUCAAAUUAGAGCAUACCUUAUACACAGCGGCAGCAGGAAGAGCCCUGCAUGCGCAACUGAAGCAACAACAACAACAACAAAGCGUGUCAGCUAAACCUGUCAAUGUGAGAAAACGCGUGACAAGCACUUCAACGACCACGGAGGCAAAUUAUGACGACGAAUAUUACGACGAUCUCCCGGAAUCCAAUGAAGUUCGUACUCAAACCACGUCCGAAGUGUGUGGCAAACCAGUUCUUACCACACCUUUGAUAUUCGGCGGCGACGAAGCAUCUCGCGGACAAUUUCCCUGGCUCGCUGCUCUAUACAGAAAACGCAAAAAGGGCAGCACGGAGUUCAAAUGUGGCGCAACUUUGGUAUCAAGAAAUGCAGUUAUCACGGCGGCUCAUUGCCUGAAAUUCGAUUCGCAUGUCAUGCCGGUGAACGAAAUUGUCGUCAUCCUGGGGAAACAUAAUUUGGACGAUUUUAGUGAGACUGGAUCGCAAACGGUGUAUGCCAAGGACAUCAUUUUGCAUCCAGAUUUCAUGUCAAAAGACACUUCAUUCGAUGCGGACAUUGCCAUCAUCCUGCUGAAGCGUCACGUGCAAUACAGUCAGUACAUCCGUCCCUUGUGCAUUUUCUCGGAAGUCACGAAACAUCAUCCAGGCGAAAAAGGGACCGUUAUUGGAUGGGGCAAAGAUCAUCUCGAGGGCACGAUAAAAAGUUAUCCAAGCACGAUCGAAAUGCAACUUGUAUCGGACGCGACGUGUCUCCGGGCGCACGAAUCCUUUCAAUAUAUCACGUCAAGUAGGACAUUUUGUGCGGGAAAUGCCAACGGAACGGGACCCUGUAGCGGGGACAGUGGAGGUCCGUUGAUGAUGAAACGCCGUGGAAAAUGGUUCCUCAAGGGAAUUGUCUCGGCAUCGCCAAUUGACGUCGAAACGCAUUCGUGCGACCUCAAAACGUACGUUGUCUUCACCGAUGUAACGAAAUUUCUGCCGUGGAUCAAGAGACACAUCAGGGAAUGAAUGAAAAAAAAAUUAAUUAUUUUGUAAUUUAUUUGUCUUUGGAUCAUCAUCAUAAACUUAAGUUUAAAAUUUGUAAUUUUAAAUGUAUGUAAAGAUAAAUUUUUUAUAUUUAGGAUACUUUUUUAUUCUAAGUGGGAGCAAUGUUAAUAACGCGCACUAUUCUUGAUUUUUUUUUAAAUAUAUAAGUUGUUGUUUGUAAGGAUAAAUAUGUCUUUUUUUUUAACCACAAUCGCUUUUUAUUAUUCUUAUUGUGAGUAUGCCUUGAGUAAAUGUUACGUAAAUGUUCUUUAAAUAGAGUUUGAAUAUCACUUUUUUGUCGCUAAAUUUUCUAGUGAGGCCGCUUUAGUUUUUUUAGAACUUUUGUCUCAAUUUAAAACUCGAAAAAUUAACAUUUUUAAACUUUUUAUAAUU
Messenger RNA from Culicoides brevitarsis, 1945 nucleotides. Its product is annotated as serine protease gd-like. Gene Ontology annotation, biological process: proteolysis. Bases 131 to 1534 code for a protein of 467 amino acids. The transcript has 3 exons. NCBI's taxonomy places the organism in Eukaryota, Metazoa, Arthropoda, Insecta, Diptera, Ceratopogonidae. The record is from RefSeq and is a predicted model, not a curated record. Gene Ontology annotation, molecular function: serine-type endopeptidase activity.